AGAGACAAAUAUUUGUCGAGCCACAUUGAAUGAGAUCUAUCCCAUCCUGUUUCGCCAUCCUACCGGAGUAUGCGCGAGUUCAAGGUAGUGGUACUCGGAAGUGGUGGUGUUGGUAAAUCAGCUCUAACAGUUCAGUUCGUUUCGAAUACAUUUAUCGAAAAAUAUGACCCGACGAUUGAAGAUUUUUAUCGGAAAGAAAUUGAGGUAGAUGGUCAGCCAUGCGUGCUGGAAAUUUUGGACACUGCGGGCACAGAACAGUUUGCAUCGAUGCGUGACCUAUAUAUCAAAAAUGGGCAAGGUUUUGUGGUGGUUUACUCAAUAACGAGUCAACAAACAUUUCACGACAUCAAAACAAUGCGUGAACAGAUUGUUAGGGUUAAGGGUACCGAUCAAGUGCCUAUCUUAUUGGUUGGUAACAAGUGUGACCUAAUUCAUCAACGACAGGUGCGAACAGAAGAUGGUCUUGGGUUGGCAGAAUACUGGUCAUGUCCAUUCACGGAAUGCUCAGCAAAGAGUGCACAUAACGUGAAUACUGUAUUUGCCGAAAUUGUACGCGAAAUGAAUUAUGUUCAAAAUGCGCGUGUCAAACAGAAUCAGGGAUGUUGUACAGUGCUGUAAAUUACUUCUCUUCUCUUUCUUCUUUCCAGUCAUUCAUUAUUACACUUCGUUGAAUUACUUACUUUGUUGCCA
This is a messenger RNA of Loa loa (African eye worm), 690 nucleotides long. RefSeq lists its product as hypothetical. Gene Ontology annotation, biological process: negative regulation of cell migration; Rap protein signal transduction. Gene Ontology annotation, cellular component: plasma membrane. Bases 70 to 618 code for a protein of 182 amino acids. NCBI's taxonomy places the organism in Eukaryota, Metazoa, Nematoda, Chromadorea, Rhabditida, Onchocercidae. The record is from RefSeq and is a predicted model, not a curated record. The transcript has 5 exons. Gene Ontology annotation, molecular function: GDP binding; GTP binding; GTPase activity.